Molecule: messenger RNA, 480 nt
Organism: Mixia osmundae IAM 14324
Lineage: Eukaryota; Fungi; Basidiomycota; Mixiomycetes; Mixiales; Mixiaceae
Exons: 2
Coding region: 1-480 (159 amino acids)
Source: RefSeq, a predicted model, not a curated record
AUGAGACUCAGCACUGCGCUUGCCGGUUUGAUAGCAGCAGCAGUAGGAUCUGCGCUCGCCGCACCCUCUGCUGAGCUUGCAAAGCGCGCAUGUGCGCCAGCUGAAGAGACAACACUGAAGAUCUUUGCAUUGGAACACCGCGACGGAGCUCCUAUCCUGAGCAUGACAUUCUGUACGACCUUCAGUCCAACUAAGAAGGGUAACUUCACCCUGUCUCAAGCGAGCACGCCCUCUACCACUUUCUUCCCGCAAGGUUCUCUGCCGGUCCAAAACUCCAAAUUCAUCUUUGAUCUGAUCGUCAUACAUGGCGAGACCAAGCCUGGCUCGACAUUUGAUAUCAUGAUUAUCCUCUAUUACGAAGGACCAGUCGUUCGCUAUUCGUCGCUUGGAUACUACUACGCCAAUGGCGUCAAGCAACCAUCUAUUCAUUCGCUGACGAUUGGCGACAAGAUCCGUCCUCGCUGGCCAGGCAGAGGUUAG